This is a messenger RNA of Cetraspora pellucida, 393 nucleotides long. NCBI's taxonomy places the organism in Eukaryota, Fungi, Glomeromycota, Glomeromycetes, Diversisporales, Gigasporaceae. The record is from the annotation of a GenBank genome assembly.
AUGAAUUCAACUUCUAUUUUAUGUGAUAGUAUUUUUAUCAAUACUCAUCCAAAAUUAUUAUCAUUACACCAACAAAUAGAAGAAUUUCAAAUAGCUUAUCAAUCUAAUAUUGAAGUAAUAAUACCUUAUAAUCCAAUUGUUAAAAAUUUUCAUAAUCAAGAAGAAUUAGAUAAAUCUAUUUUAUUAGAUGAAUUUAAUUUAAAUGAACCUAUUUUAAAUAAUGAACAGAUAAAUAAGUUUAAAAAAAUUUAUUAUGAAAAUAAAAUUGAAAAUAUUGAUGAUAAUAAUGAAGAUUCAAUUCUAAAUAUUAAAAACAAAUUAGAAAAAAAAGAUAAAGAAGCUCAAUAUAAAAAAUUACAAACAACAAUAUGUUGUAAAGAAAAAUGUCUUUAA